AUGAUCUGUCGGCUUUCGCUCGCUCGUGCAUUCCUAAGUUUCUUGCUAGGUCUUGCCAUUAUCGCGUUUUGCCUCCAUGGAAGGCUCGUCAGGCCGUUUGGAAUGGGUAUCGAGCGUGUCAACCGUUUCUCACCUACGAUUUUCCCAAUUGUCUUCGCGGCUAUACUCGGAAGGCUUCUCAAGGUUAUUGGUAGGUGGCUUGCCGAGUGCGGCAGCCGCUUAAGCACUUUAGAAAGACUUAUAGGAUGCAACUCUCUCUUUACUGCGCUCGAUCGACAAGUCGCUAUCCGUCACGUCGAUGCGAUCGGCCUAUUGAUUAUCUUUACCUGGGCUUUAUCACCCUUGGGCGGUCAAUCUUCGCUACGGCUACUCUCUCGGGAACCUCACCUCUACCGGUCUAGAACUGCGAUUCGGUACUUGCCCUUGGAAUUAUUACAAUGGCACGGUUCCUUGAACUGGAUGCCUGAGGAGAAGGAUUGGAUCGUCUUCUCAUCCACCUACAUUUCAGCGUUAGGCUCCAGUCGCGGGCGCUUACACGCAACGCAAGACCCAUGGAACAGUAUCAGGAUUCCGACCUUGGAUAACGUAUCCCUGGACGGACCGAGCGACGAAUGGCAGCCGAUUGAUUACUCGCGCAAUGUCUCUUAUGCGUCGCUGCUGGGCCUCCCUUUUGUUGGGAUCGAUCAAGGGCGGAAUUUCUCCUUCCAGGUAGGCAGCCGAUACUGGAAGGUCAAUUGUCUCGCCAUGUCUUGGUUCGAAGGUCCGGCGGAUUGGAGCAAUGUAUCAUUAGGCCUUGUUCCAAAUGACACAUGGAUCAAAUGGCCUUCGACCUUCAAAAUGGAGAUUGCAGAGAAGUACCGUUGGAGUGCAGCUGCACCUAAUCUGCAGCACUUCACCUUCACUUCACGGAGUGGGGACGAUGGCCAAAUUGUGCUUAUCGAAUCGACAGGCAUGAGUUCUACGGAGUGUGUGGCCAAAGCGCAAGGUAUAGAGUGUUCCGUGGAGUGCCUGGGCGUCGAUUGUCGAGUUGUUGCAAUCCGCCCCACGGUCCUGUCUGAAGGCCUCGGAGCUAUCCCAUCUCUGGAAUACGCUCUUUUGGCAUUAUCGUGGACGAGUGUCAGCCCCAUAUGGCAACAUACAUCUGGGAUCGAGGUCAGUUCUCCAACGGAGCGGUGGUUAAUGGACCCGGAUUCAUCAUCCCUGUAUGCAUCAAAUGGACUGGUAAACCUGUCUGAGGUACCUCUGGACGUUUUCAAUGGUCGUCUUUCCGUGGUGCUCAACACGUUUUGGGAUGCCUCGUUUGCGUCCGACUAUCGACUAGGCGGCAUUCCUCAGAACACAGACUUCUACGACAACCCGCCGUAUCCGGGCGUAUCGGAAAGAAUUCCUUGGAAUACUACCGAGGCACAGGUUGCGGAAAUAACGGGCGACAUAUACAUCUGCAACUACGCCUUCGCGGGCAUAUUGCUCGUCAUUUCCGUCGGCCUUUUCCUGGCUACCAUCACCACCGCGGUGGUGAACACAUGGCUUCUGGCACCCGAUGUCCUGGGAUACGUCUCCUCGCUGACUCGGGAUAAUCCUUACGUAUCCGUGCAGGGGGCUUCACAUCUCGAUAGCCUGGCAAGGGCGAGAGCUUUGCGCGAUGUUCGUAUAAUGAUAGGCGACGUCGAUGCCAAUGCGGAAAUUGGACACAUAGCUAUCACGGAGGCUCGCGAAAGCGGUCAGCUGUUGAGAAGGGGCCGCCUUUACGACUGA
Molecule: messenger RNA, 1755 nt
Organism: Trematosphaeria pertusa
Lineage: Eukaryota; Fungi; Ascomycota; Dothideomycetes; Pleosporales; Trematosphaeriaceae
Exons: 2
Coding region: 1-1755 (584 amino acids)
Source: RefSeq, a predicted model, not a curated record